UGCUUCAUGUCACUCAUCACAGACCCACUUUAUUUAAUUCAUAUUAGUCGCAUCAAGUUUUUACGCAUGGACGAACGUGGUGAACGUAUUAUUACUUUCCCACCGACUGUCAUGUCUGAUGACUAUGUUCGUCUAGCAGCACCCAUCUACCCUGAAAUGCAAUACUGCUAUUCACCUGUCUAUGAUAGUCUGUUGAAUGAAAACACAGUGAAUUUGACCAGUAGUCCACGUACCACCAAACGCACCUAUCGAGCAAGGCCUCCUGCCUUGUUAAAUAAACCAUUACCUACGAUUCCUCAACAACGAUUACCCAAUCCAGUUAUGACGCCCACCAUGAUGAGCACGACCACAAAAGCACAAGAGACAGAUAGUGAAGAUGACGAUAUUGAGAUAGAAGACAAACAAGCGUUAUUUUCAGGUUCUGGAAAACCUGAAGAAGCACUGACUUCACCUAUAUCAGCACAGCCACAAAUGCAAGUGGUAUCCCAUCGUUCUUUCCCAUUUACUUCGCUACAUCCCUCAGUAGAUUCAGCUAUUGAUCCUUCACCUUCAUUUGAGGAGACAACCAACCCUACAUUCAAUGGAUUUCCUGUCACACCUCAUGAUACUGAUACUAUAGAAGCAUCCAUACCUACCUCUGUUGCCACUCUGGAUGAACCUCUUUUCAAAAAACUCGAUGCGACAAAGCACCCUGCCGGUUCUGCACUAUCAGCCCUCAUUGCAGAAAAGGCAACGGCUGCAGAAAACCCAUUUGCCGAAUACGCCUUUGUCUCGGGCAAAGGCGAGCCCAAAUCGAUCACUUUAUGCGUCUAUUUACCUCACUCCAAUCAACCCUAUACACCUGUUUCUUUGAUAGUACGACCUGAUGCAAUUACAGAUGAUGUGAUUGGUUAUAUCUUGUAUGAUUAUGUGGAACAAAAGCGUGAGCCUGAAUUAGAUGAAUCUGCUUAUGAUUUAGCGGAAUGGGUCUUGUUGAUUGCAGAAGACGAUGGUGAGAUUGAAGACGAUUUGCCUGCUGUGGAUCGAACACGCAAUAUUGGCCGUGUCUCGUUUGACCAGUUUGCCUUGUGUCGAGCCACACCUUCUCAAGCGAAACAGAAUGAUUUGGAUCGAGCCAAAAUGGGUCGAAGUAAACCUGAUCUAGAGACACUCCAUAAAAAAAGGGUGGCUGCACAACAAACAUUACCAGCACAACACCAUACGCAUCUGGGAUCCUCCACGCAUACCAACAUGAACGAUCAUAUACCCCCCUAUGUUGAAGGAUCACCGAUAUUGCAUAUGCCAGGUGAAGAAGAUCCAGCCUCUCAGCCAUCCUCAGAACCCACCUUGACGCAUCUUUUACCCACUCAACAACAACCUGAGCCUGAUGCAUCCACUGUGGCUGUCCCGGUACCUUCUUCAAAAGCCACCUUGACCAAGGCCACCAUGCCUAUGACACCACUCAAGUAUUUCCGUAUCAAACUGAUGACGAAUGAAGAAGUAUCUGCUACAACAGCCAUUCCUGUCUAUGCUGAAAUGUUUAUUGGCGAUGUACUUGAACUUGUCUCUCGAAAACGUAAAUUGGAUCCAAAUGAAUACAUGUUGACUAUCGCAGACAGUAAUGUGAUUGUGUCUAAUGAUACUACUGUUGAGAGCAUGAAGGGUAUUACUGAUCUGACCUUGACCAAGAAAGGAACUACCUUAAGUAUACCUACCACAUCUCAUUCAUGGCGAUCCCCUAUCAAGCGAAAAAAGGAAGAAGGUAAUCAUCCCAUGUACUUUUCAACAACAGAGAGUAGUCCUACAGCAGGACCCUCGACUACGAAUGCCAAUGAUACCUUGUUGUCUCAAUACAAGAAAUACACAGUCAGUCGAAAGAUGCCUAUGUUUGUCUCUAAACGUGUCUAUAUCAUGGCUAUUGAUGGUGAUUAUAUUCAUUUGAUGCCACCAGAACACAAGGGCAUGUUUGAUUCAGUCAAGACAACAUCGUUUCAUGCAAGUGCAGUGAGAUCAUGUAAACAGAGUAAAAAAGUGCCUACUAAUUUUAAGGUGAUUAUCCUUAAAGAGCGUGAUUUCAAGACCUAUGAUCUUGAAGCAGAAAGCACAAAAGAAGCAAGUGAAAUCUGUGGGCGAAUUCGAUUUUUAAUGCAAGUAACAAAAGGCAUUUAAAUAAAAUGGAGGCUAAUCCUUUAUCCAUCCUUUU
Gilbertella persicaria is the source of this 2182-nucleotide messenger RNA. RefSeq names its product stress-activated map kinase interacting protein 1-domain-containing protein. Gene Ontology annotation, biological process: TORC2 signaling. The transcript is spliced from 4 exons. NCBI's taxonomy places the organism in Eukaryota, Fungi, Mucoromycota, Mucoromycetes, Mucorales, Choanephoraceae. Gene Ontology annotation, molecular function: phosphatidylinositol-4,5-bisphosphate binding. The record is from RefSeq and is a predicted model, not a curated record. Gene Ontology annotation, cellular component: TORC2 complex; cytoplasm; plasma membrane. Bases 7 to 2148 code for a protein of 713 amino acids.